UCCGCCCCUCUGAGAGGAAGAGGAGGGGAGGAAGACUUCCAUAGAUUCCCUCCUCUGCCCUAAAGCACUCGGAGAGGCUGCGAUGGACGGACUGGAUCCGGACUGUUGGGUUCGGUCUGCGAGACCUCCGCUGUGUCUCCUCCCUCAGCCCUCGGGGAGCCUCUUCAUGCAGAGGGAUGAGGAGGAGGAGGAGGAGGAGGAGGAAGGAGAGCACCCCGCUGCUUGCUGCUGCUCCACAGGUUGCCAUGGUGACGUGGGUCAGGCCUCCGAAGCUCAGUGGUCCACGCCUCGACCUCCGACCCUCUACGGGCCGGCGGGGGGGGGUCCCGCGGCGCCCCGGCCCCAGACCGCGAGGGAUGGCGGUGGUCAUUGCUGGGAGGGUCUGCGGAUGGAGACCCGGGGGUCCGUCUGUGUCUGUGGGCAGAGGGGGGGGGGAGGUCCGGCCCCCUGCUGGCCUGGAUCUCCAUACGUCUACGGAGUGAGGAGGAACCUGGUGGUUGGAGUGGAGGUGGUGGAGGAGGUCGCUGUUGAAGACACUCUCGAAGUAAUAACAGAGGACAUAUACACACAUGAUCUGCUGGUUCCUGAGCUGCUGCCAAAGGCCCAGACGAACCCCACAUGAGACGCAGCGACUUCCAGCAUGUCCUGCUGUGACUGGAUACCAUGCAAACAGCUUUUAUUCAUAUAUUUGUCCAAUGUGUUUGUAUUCUUUGUAUUUGAAAAAUCACUGUUGUUCUGUAGGUCGUCUUCGACAUGGCGUGUAUCUUCUUUUAUAAUAAAGCAAAUAGAACAGAAAUAUGAUCAAAAAUACUAUUUAUUUAGAUUUUAAUUUAAAGAAAUGGAAAUAUAAUAUAACAUAACAUAACAUAAUAUAUAAUAAGCAUAAUUUAUGGACCAUAUACUGGCGGACUUCAAAUACCAGCAUGCAUCUCUUUUAAAAUGGCAUCAACAUGGUGACGUCAUAACAUCGCGCGAAAUAUAUGGCUGCUGAAAGUGUGGCGAUAACAAAACACGGAUGAUUUCGAGACAAAUCUUCUUCAAACAUCCACAAUUUGGAUAUAAAACCUCAAAAUGUCGGAACCGUUAGUAACGACAACUCUUCAGGACCGACUGGACCGUCUGCGGGAGCUGACAGAGUUCACAGAAGACUGUAAAAAGCAGCUUAACGAUGUAUUUGAAACGUUGGGAUGGUCCAAGGACUACAAGGACUACAGCCAGGAUGCAAUGGAGCAGUGUCCCUACGACUCCAACCACCGAGUCCCAGUGAGGAGCAUGGAGAAACACAAAGCCUGCUGCAGCCGCAGGAAGAUGGGCUACUGUGCUGAGGAGGAGGCGGAGAUGUUGGACACCUCUGUGUGUUAUGAGAACAACGGCGUCAGAAGCCUCACGAUGGACAAAGCCACCCAGCACCAGGUGAUCCUGCAGGCCCGGUCCGCCGCUCCGCUGAUGAGGAUGGAGGGAGUCUUCUGGCAAGGUCAGUACUCGGGUCAGCCCGUCGACGUGCCUCAGAACCACAAGCGCGCCGUGUGCGACCUCACCGUGGCCGACCGACUGGCUCUGUACGACCACGUGGUCGACGUCCUCGGCCAACAGAAGGAAGGCGUCGCCUCCGGCAACGAGGACCUCUACGUCGACCUGGUGUCCAAGCUGCAGAAGGAUGAGGAGCAGAACGAGCCAAAGACUCACCUGGAGCUCAUGGCAGAGAUGCGGGACUACAAGAGGCGGCGUCAGUCCUACCGGGCCAAGAACGUUCACAUCACCAAGAAGUCCUACACCGAGGUGAUCAGGGAGGUGAUCAAUGUCCACUCGGGGGAGCUCACCAGGCAGUGGAAAGAAGAAGAGCGAGAGGAGGAGGCCAGCAGAUCUGAACUCUCCUCGCAGAGGCGGCGGCCGGACGAGAAGCGCUCGGCGUCGUCGGAGUCUCGGCGCUCGCACAGCCGACGGCGCCGCAGCCGGGAACGAAGCCAAGACCGAGAGAGCAAAAAGAAGAGGAAGAAGAGAGAGAGGGAUUCCGGCUCUCCGGAUGAACACCACCGGAAGAAGAAGAAGAAGAAGAAGAGAGAGGAGAAGGAGAAGUGAUGCAGUUGGAUCAGAUAAGGGUCAAAGGUCAUUGGGGCCCCGACUGCUUAAAAGGUGUUGCACAUGAACACAUUUUAAUUUCAUAAAUAAGGAGAUUUUGUAAGAAAAAAUAAAGUUUUGAUAUAUACAUUUUUUGUGCUUGAACAUGUCCCGCCCCCCCGCCUCUGCCUCAUUGGCGGGGAGCGGUUUUCCAAUGCAGACCACAUGGAAUGUUGGUCGGGAGUGUCAUAGCUGGCACACUUUCACCACAGGGUCAAAGGUCACUCCUGUUAUAGGCUGUGUUCACACAGUGAAAACACUUUUAAUUUGAAAUUCUGGUGUCUUGUUAUUAAUGUUUGAUAACUUAACAGUUUCAUCUUUAGUUCACAGCAGUUUGAAGUUCAUUCUCACUCAUUUAAAUGUAAUUACUUUCAAAAUCCAAUUGCUUUCAAAUCUUUUCCAUCUUAAUAAACGUUUUAAUGUAGGAGAAUAUAUUUGAGUCAUUUGAGCACCAAGGAUUUAGAUCUCUAGUUUACGUUUCUGUUUCAGUGGAUUCACACAAGUUGCAAAUUGUCUUUUCUGCACAAAUGAUGUUCUUGUCAAAUGAUAUGUUUUAACAACAGAUUAAUAAGCAAAUGAAUCGUUUUUGUGGAUAUUUGAGAUAUUAAAAUGAUCCAGAUGUUAAAAUA
Pungitius pungitius (ninespine stickleback) is the source of this 2747-nucleotide messenger RNA. RefSeq names its product small nuclear ribonucleoprotein 48 (U11/U12) (gene snrnp48). Lineage: Eukaryota; Metazoa; Chordata; Actinopteri; Perciformes; Gasterosteidae. Bases 1072 to 2079 code for a protein of 335 amino acids. The transcript has 12 exons. The record is from RefSeq and is a predicted model, not a curated record.